GGCAGCUGCGAGUGGAGUGUGUGUGUGUGUGUGUGUUUUCUCCCGGAGUUUGUGAAAGCGUGUGUGUGAGUGUGUAGAGUGUGUGAGUGUGUGAGUGUGUAACGGUGUGUUUGUAUGCGCGCGGAUAACAGAGAAUAAGUCACCAGAAGAAGAGAAAGAAGAAGCGGAAGAAGAUUUUAUUAACGGAAUAAACAUCACCUGUGGGGACCGGACUCUCUCUCUCUCUCUCUCUCUCUCUCUGUGUGUGUGUGUGUGUGUGUGUGUGUGUGUGUGAGUGAGUGAGUGAGUGAGUGAGUAAAUGGCCCUUGAGUGUGAGGAGUGGACACACACCGGCCAUGUGGACGCAGUAACACACUCGAUCAAGGAGGUCAUGUCAGUGUCUGUGAGGGAGCUGUACGAGGAUGAAGACACUCGGGAGUCGGACCGAGACAGUGCCAUCGAGAGCGCUGCAGGAUCUGAGCUCUCAGACGGAGGAAGAGGAGGGGACAAAGAGGAAGGACUCAGAAUGUUCUUACCACAGCAAAAAAGUGGAGAGCGGAGCUUGAACCCUUCUGUGACCUCUGACCUUUCGUCUCGCUCACUGAACGAGGAGCAGUUCGAGGAUUACGGAGAAGGAGACGACGCCGACUUUAGUCCCAUCAGCCCCGGGGGCGAGACUCACACUAACGGGUUUUCUGACCUCGGCUCCUCUGUACCCUCCAGUGCCACUCACACACCUCAGAAGGUGAGGCAGGCGAACGCUGAUCACGAGUUGUUUUGCUCAAACUGCUGCAAAAAAGUCACUCAGCUCAAUGAACUGGAAACUCGACUCAAGAACCUCAAAACACACAGCCCAAACAGAAAAAUUACCAGUACAGCAUUUGGCAGGCAGCUGCUCCAGCACAGUAAUCUCAGCAGUAGGAAUGGCAGCACAGAAGAUCUGUUCAGAGAAGGCAGCAUUGAUUACUAUGACACCGAAAUCGCUGACAAGUUGAGUCAGUUAGAGAAGAAGCUGUGUGAGCUGGAGAGUGAGUGUCUGAUGAAUGGCGAUGUGCAAUCCAAACUCAAACAGGAAAACACACAACUAGUGCACAGGGUACAUGAGCUCGAGGAGCAGCUUAAGGAACAGGAGGCGAGAGCCGAACAGAUCAUGGAUGUCGAGCUCCGGAGACACCGAGAUGCCUUCAACAAACUGGAGCAAGACAAGAACACGCAGAUCGACAUGCUCCAUAACCGGGUCCAGCAGUUGGAGGUGGAGAACACUGAGAUGUUGACCAGUGUGAGCAGGCUGAAAACACAGACAGAGAAGCUUGACGAGGAGAAGCAGCGGAUGACUGAUAAGCUGGAAGACACAAGUCUCCGUCUGAAAGAUGAAAUGGAUUUGUACAGGAAGAUGAUGGACAAACUGAGACAGAACCGGAACGACUAUCAGAAGGAGAGAGAGGCCAUGCAGGAGCUGAUCGAGGAACUGCGGCGAGAACUCGAGCACUUGCAGCUUUAUAAACUGGAGGCUGAGCGCGUGGGACGGAUCCGAAGGUCGUCCAUCAGCUUUUCGGAUUUCACCACAAGGACUCGCGAGAAUGAACUGGAACAGGAAAUGAAGCGGCUGAAACAGCGCUGUGUUUCACAGGACGUCCCCCCUGACCUCCAGCAGCGAGCGUGUGUUAGCACACGACUCUACAUGGAGAACCAGAGACUCCGAGAGCAAAACGAAGAUCUUAACGGUCAGAUCCUCAGUCUGAGCCUCCAUGAAGCCAAGAACCUGAUCGCCACGCAGACGAAAGCUCAGUCUCUGGCCGCCGAAAUCGACAAUGCCUCACGUGAUCAGCUGAUGGAAGCCCUGAAGGAGCAGGAGGAGAUCAACGUUCGUCUCAGGCAGUACAUGGACAAGAUAAUAUUAUCCAUACUUGACCACAACCCUUCCAUCUUAGAGAUUAAGUACUGAAUACAACCUCUGGGUUUUUUUUAUUCUAAAAACUGAACACUUGUCUCCCCCUGCUGCCCUGGAGGUGGAACUGCGCUCUUCUGAAUGCAUUUGAACUUCCUGUUGUGAAGUAUGUUCUUCAUGGACUUCAGGAUGUCCUGGAGUUAUUCCUCAUCGGUGCUGUACAUAUUAGACUUACUGGAAAGUCACUGGAAUGGCAGGAUUAAGAGCUUCCAGAGAACUGUGAUGGUCUUUUUCUGAAUGUAAUUUUUGCGCUCGUCUCAGAGCUGCUGAUUUCAGGGAUUGAUUUUGGUGUUAAGUUGUUCAGAGGGAAGUGUGAGGCCGAGCGAUUUUCAGAGACAAGAACCCGGAAGUGUGAGACGGAAAACGAGUUGUUGAAUAAAGCACAUGCUGGCUGUUUAAUGGGUGAAGCUUAACUUAAAUCCUUUCUGACAAUUACAGGCUUGACCUUAUGUGACACUGGACACAAUUACAGCUCAUGAUGGUUUAAUGACCUUUAUGAGACACUGGCUAUCGAAUUUAUAGCUAAUGCUAGCACGCUAAUACAGCAAAUACCUCAGUAGUUCUCUAGCUAGCAUUAUGCUGAUACAGUCUGGUAUAUGUUUGUGAUUGGAACAAUAACUUUGCAAAGCAGUGAGUUUGAGCAGUUGGUGUCACCUGAUCAUGUUUGUGAUUGGCUGAUCAGAUAUAACAUUAACUCCACCCCUUUCAACCCAGAACUCAGUCACUGUGUAAUCAGGAUUACAUGAGCUUCUCGUCGGCUUCAUUUGAAAUCCUUCUGGAUUUUUUGAAUGAUAACAUCCUCUAGAAUAAGAGCAUUUUAGAAGAUUCACUAUAAUAUCGCACAUCUUCGAGAUCACGAUGUUAUGUAAUCAAUUAUCGGCACAUUGCUGGCGAGAUGAGCAUCUGAAUGUUGACUUGGCAUUAUGAAUGUGCAUUUGUUAUGGCACCUUUUCAUUUCAUCACAAGUGCUUCCUGCUGUUGAGUUGUUACAAAGAGUGCUGCUGCAUUAUGCAUUUCUAUCUUCAUUAUCCUCAUCACCACCACCAGAGUCCACUCUUUAUUUCAGAAGUGUUCUCAGCAGCUUCUUUUAAUUUGCAAAGUACUUGUUGAUUUGGAAAACGAAGUACCGGUCUGAUUUUUGGGUGAGUGAACCUUCAUGUACAUUUCAUUUUUUUUUUAUUUUUUAUUUUUUUUGCCAAACUUUCACCUUUAAUUAUGUUCCAGACAUGUGCUCAAUAUCUGGUCGGUUUCUUCACUACAGUUGGUUUGUCAUGUUUUUGGUGUCUGGUUUAGUUUCGAUGAUUUGCUGCACCCCUGUUUUGGUUUUCCCACUAAAUGUGUAAAGUUGUGACUCAUAAACUGAACUACAUUUCCAUUGCGGCAUAAACACUUAUGAUUAUUAUUAUUAGUUUUUUUUUUUCCAAGUGUUUGUGCCUUCUAUCAUCCCCACUGAAACACCUGCUGAUUCUUUUAGCACCUUAUUGCUCGAUUUCAGUGCAAUUUUCAUAACAAACUGUAAAUACUGUACAGGGAACUGGAACGUUCACUUGUUCUGCACCACUCAUUAGUUCUUUCAAAUGUUUCUACACUAGUGUUGUAUAAAUUUAGCUUUCACUUUUCUCACAAAUAUUAUUAGCUCUAAAAAGCAAUAUUAUUCCACUGUGUUAGGAAUAGAAGCCGAAUGCUAGCUGGGGUUAAAGCAGGAGUCACGUGUUAACCAGGCUAUCGUGGCGAAUGACGUCCACUUUUACCUUCGUUAAUUCUUUGCUAAUCAAGACUGUUGAUUUUGUAUAGAUUUUUCUUACACACAGACGUUUUCAAUCCCUCUGACUAGCAUCAUAAUUUAUUAAUGUAAACUGGAGUAUUGUUACACUUUUCUUUUCUUUUUUUUUUUUUUUAUGAAUAUGCUGUGCUGCCCUGAACAUGCCUGAAGGAGUCAACAUGAACAUGUUGAUGAUAUGUAGAAUGUAACUUUGGCUAGAAUUUUGGCAAUAAAAAUUCAACUCAA
This is a messenger RNA of Silurus meridionalis, 3935 nucleotides long. RefSeq names its product RAB11 family interacting protein 4 (class II) b (gene rab11fip4b). The record is from RefSeq and is a predicted model, not a curated record. The transcript is spliced from 14 exons. Bases 299 to 1924 code for a protein of 541 amino acids. NCBI's taxonomy places the organism in Eukaryota, Metazoa, Chordata, Actinopteri, Siluriformes, Siluridae. Gene Ontology annotation, cellular component: recycling endosome membrane; cleavage furrow; midbody. Gene Ontology annotation, biological process: endocytic recycling; regulation of cytokinesis.